Messenger RNA from Tripterygium wilfordii, 897 nucleotides. Its product is annotated as auxin-responsive protein SAUR32-like. Gene Ontology annotation, biological process: response to auxin. The transcript has a single exon. The coding region runs from base 269 to 670 and encodes 133 amino acids. The record is from RefSeq and is a predicted model, not a curated record. Lineage: Eukaryota; Viridiplantae; Streptophyta; Magnoliopsida; Celastrales; Celastraceae.
CUCAUGUAGAUGUCAUUACCACCAAUCUCAGAAAAUCUCUAUGUGGGUAAUGUUACUUUGAACUUGUAUUAGAAUGAGCAACAUACCAACAUCUCUCACACAAUCUUCCUUCACAUUCGCAAUCUCUGCCUCUCAUCCGUGGCCUUUCUCUCUUGUACUUUUUUUCUCCCAACGUCAAAUUCCUCAGAUAACCCGGAAACAAAAACUAGGAUUCCUGCAAAGGGUAGGGUAGGGUAGCUUCCAAUUUCUGUUUUUUGGUUUUUUUGCAAUGGAGAACCAAAAUCACCACCACCACCGUCUCAACUUCCAUCUUCAUCAUCAUCAUCAUCAAGAGAAGGAGGAGGAGUUGAAAGAUGUCCCCAAGGGUUGUGUAGCAAUCAUGGUGGGUCAAGGCGAGGAGCAAAAGAGGUUUGUGAUCCCUGUAAUCUAUGUGAAUCAUCCCCUGUUUGAACAAUUGUUGAAAGAAGCAGAGGAGGAAUAUGGGUUUGAUCGAAAAGGACCCAUUACAAUUCCUUGUCAUGUGGAGGAGUUUCAAGCUGUUCAAGGCAUGAUUCACAAGGAAAAAUCUCAUCACCACCACCACCUUCUUCUUCAUGGCUCGUGCUUCAGGCAGGGUUUGAUACGUGAUUAUGACGAAAGAAUUAGAUUGAAUUGUUGUAGAGAUUUGUGAUUUUUAUUGAAUUUUAUUUUGAGGGAAGAGAAUUAGACGAGGCAAAGUGAGAUGAUGUUGUUGUUCUUGAUGGGAACACAAGAAAGAAAGUGUGUAAUGUAAUUAAAAGGGACCAAUGUCCUUGGAGAGACGUUGACUGGAACUUGGAAUAAGCCAAAGGGUUUGCUUUUGCUUAGAGGCGUUGGAUUUUAAUUAAAUGCUUCAUAUUUUAUAAGUUGUUUCUUGGA